AUGCGACAACAACAAUCCAUACAUGCUUCAUUUGAGAAACAAUUUAAUCAAGAUAAGCAUGGGUAUCAAAUCCGCUUAGCAGCUUCAAUUGAUGUAGUAAGACUUCUUGUAAAACAAGGCUUGGCAUUUCGAGGUCAUGAUGAAUCUAAAUUAUCACUUAACAGAGGUAAUUUUCUUGAGAUUCUUUCAUUUUAUGCCCAAAAGUGUGAUGAAGUUCAUAAGUUUGUAUUGGAAAAUGCUCCUCAAAAUGACCAAAUGACUUGUCCAAAAAUUCAAAAAGAUUUUGUAAUUGCUUUCAAGAUUGAAACAAUUAAGGGCAUCAUAAAGGAACUAAAUGGUGAUUAUUUUUCCUUAUUGGUUGAUGAAUCUUUUGAUGUUUCACGCAAGGAGCAAAUGGCGGUUGUUUUACGAUAUGUUGAUAGAAGAGGAUUUGUGAUGGAGAGACUUCUUGACAUUGUUCAUGUUAAAAAUACUAGUGCUUUAUCUCUAAAAGAAGCAAUUGUCAAUUUACUUUCUCAACAUUCCUUGAGUCUAUCUUAUGUGCGUGGACAAUGCUAUGAAGGAGCAAGUAAUAUGCAAGGUGAUAUCAAUAGCCUUAAGAUGUUGAUUAAGAAAGAAAGUAGAUCGGAUUAUUCCAUACAUUGUUUUGCUCAUCAACUUCAAUUAACUCUUGUUGGUGUUUCUAAAAGAUGUCUUCAAGUUGGAGAACUUGUUCAUUUGGUUUCAAAUAUUUUUAAUGUUUUGGCGGCUUCUUAUAAACGUAUGGAUGAUUAUCGAGAAUCUCAAAAAAAAAAAAUCAAGAAGCUUUUGAUAUGGUUUGGUACAAUUAUGGACAUUCUUGAUAAUAUUGUUGAAACUGCACAUUCUGUGGAUGAAAGAUCCAGGACAACACGAUAUAUCAGAAUUGCUCAAACUUAUGAGGAGCAAGACAUUGCAAAUGCCAUGCUACUUGUUAAAGUGGCCAAGAGAAGGCUACAGGAGUUGAGGGAAAAUGAAAGAUGGGAUUUAUUUGUUGUUGAGGUUUCUACAUUUUGUAUCAAGUAUAAUAUUGUGGUGCCUAGUUUUGAUGAGCCGUAUGUUAAUUCUGGAAGAUCACGGCGUAAAUCUGCUGAUUAUACUGUUUUUCAUCAUUAUCGUGUUGAAGUAUUUUGUAAAAUAAUUGAUUGGCAAUUGCAAGAACUCAAUGAUCGUUUUGAUGAGGUAACAACCGAGUUGCUUUAUGGAGUUGCUUGUUUGAAUCCGGUAGACUCAUUUUCAAGUUUUGAUAUCCAGAAAAUAAUGAGAAUGGCUGAAUUAUAUCUUGAUGACUUUGAUGAACUUAGCAUGUGUGCACUUGAGAAUCAACUAGCAAAUUACAUUAUUGAUGUCUGUGAUAUCGAUAAAAGGUUCUCUGAUUUACAUGGGCUUUGUGAUCUUUCAAAAAGAUUGGUUCAGACAAAAAAACAUUCAUGUUAUCCUCUUGUAUUUCGUUUGGUGAAAUUCGCUUUGCUUUUGCCAGUUGCCACUGCAUCCGUUGAAAGAGCUUUUUCGGGAAUGAAAUUUAUUAAGAAUGAAUUGCGAAGUCGAAUGAAUGAUGACUUCUUGAGCGGUUGCAUGGUUCCUUUUAUGGAGAAGGAUGUGUUUAAGGAUGUUUCAACGGAUGAUAUUAUUUUGUCUUUUCAAGCAAUGAAACCUCGUCGAAUAGUAUUAUUUAACGUUGCAGCAGCUGGUUGUUUACCGGAGUUGGAGUCUGGAGCUUCGAGUUUUGUUUGUCGUCAUUCUGGCGUGGUCACGGUUUGCUGGAGCUUAGAGCUCAUGCAGGAAAUGACUGAGCUUCGAGUUCAUCGUUAA
This is a messenger RNA of Solanum verrucosum, 1830 nucleotides long. RefSeq lists its product as uncharacterized. The coding region runs from base 1 to 1830 and encodes 609 amino acids. The record is from RefSeq and is a predicted model, not a curated record. NCBI's taxonomy places the organism in Eukaryota, Viridiplantae, Streptophyta, Magnoliopsida, Solanales, Solanaceae. Gene Ontology annotation, molecular function: protein dimerization activity. The transcript has 4 exons.